Cooperia oncophora is the source of this 927-nucleotide messenger RNA. The record is from the annotation of a GenBank genome assembly. NCBI's taxonomy places the organism in Eukaryota, Metazoa, Nematoda, Chromadorea, Rhabditida, Trichostrongylidae.
AUGUGUACUUGGCUGACAAGGGUUCUUCGUAUUAUACUUAUCUACCGCACCCCUAGUUGCAAUACUGUCAAUUCCGUACAGCUUAUUAAAGUAAUCAGUGACUUUUCAUCCGUCAAAGACCCCUGCCUUGUUCUUGGCGAUUUUAAUCUUUCUGAUGUCGAUUGGAAAAACGGUUGUGCCAUGAAUGCCGAGAGAAUAUCUUCAUUAUCAACAUGUUUCAUUGAACUAUUCAACUCCCACGCUUUUAUGCAAAUGGUACCCUCUCCGACAAAAGGUCUUGUUUGCCAUAUCAAUGUAGUUCCACCUGUAGGAGGUAGCGAUCACUCGGCUGUUGAAUUCUCUCUGAAUCUCCAAGCUUUGAAGCCCCGUUUAGCCUGGAAACCAGAUUUCGGUGCUGCAAACUACGAUGAUAUUAUGGACUUAUUUGAUCGACCUAUUCUCACGUUCCUCCUAUUUGAAAAGAAUGAUCGAAACAUCGUGAAACCUGUGGAAAAGGCUGUCUCCAUUGGGUCAGAUGAUGAGUGGAACAAGUUCAAAAACUAUAGUAGUAAAUUGGACAAGAAGCUUCACAGAUUCUCAGAGUGUUUGGAGAAGAAGGUAAUAGAUUCUAGAAAUCCCUCUAAGCUAUAUAGUUAUAUAAGGUCUAGGAUUCAAGAUAGGAAGACUAUUCCUGCCCUCGUUGCCAGUGAUGGGGAUAGGGAAAUAGUCUUCACCGAUGAAGGGAAAGCGGAGGUUCUAGCACGACAGUUUCAGAAAUCAUUCGCAACUACCGCCACUGAUGUCAUCGAGGAUGGGGCAACCCCUCUUUUUCCUGUCAUGGAGCCAGUAGUUUGGUUUUACAGGGAAGACAUCGUUAAAAUUUUGUCUCGGUGGCCUAGCUCAACUUCGAUAACUCCUGAUUUCCUGCCUCUGAAAUUCAUAAAGAAG